GUCGUGAUUCGGGAUUAAUCGUUACAGCUAACGUUUUUUUUUUAUAUAUAUUUUUUAUUAUAUUCUUAAAAAAAGGAAUUUGUCUACUAAUUCAUAAAAAUAAAACGAAAACAUUUUUUUUUAAUGAUUUUUAUAUAGAUCAUUAAAGAAAACAUACAAUUUAAAAAAGGAUAAUAGAUUUUCGGUUUUGAUAAAAAAAAUAACUUGAAAAUCAAAUCAAAUUAAAUAACAAUGAUAUCGUCAAAAUUAAUUGCUUUUAUUGCCAUUUCUCUAGGCGUGUUAUCGUUUGCAUAUGCACAGCUUGCUCCUGGCUCAAACACAUAUCUUCCACCAACAACCAAUGGAUACAAUUACCCAGAGCCCGAAAAACCUUUUCCACCAGGAAAACCGCCAGGUCCUAAACCACCUGGUCCACGUCCACCAGGAAGACCGGGACCAGGACCAGGUCCAGGACCAGAUGAGCCAGGACAUGUUCAUGUUCCAGGAAAUCCAUACGAAUUUGAUUACGCAGUAAAAGAUGCAGCUACAGCCAAUGAUUAUUCACACAAAGCCAGUAGCAAUGGAGAUGUUGUUGAAGGUGAAUAUCGUGUUGCAUUGCCAAAUGGACGUACUCAAGUUGUGCGAUAUACUGCUGAUUGGAAGACUGGAUUCCAUGCGGAUGUGACCUAUGAAAACUGAAUUAUGUUUAUGACAAAAGAUUGAAGAAAUGCAUUUUUGUUUAAAGUCUAUUCAUUUUACUAAAGGAUCUAAAAAAUAUUUUAAGAAAAUAAAUGAAAUUAUUGAAGAAAAAAGUCCAUCAUCAUAACACAAAUUGUUUUUCGAAAUAUGAAAUGUUGUCCUAAAUAUACUGCCAGUU
Episyrphus balteatus (marmalade hoverfly) is the source of this 856-nucleotide messenger RNA. RefSeq lists its product as uncharacterized. Lineage: Eukaryota; Metazoa; Arthropoda; Insecta; Diptera; Syrphidae. Bases 232 to 678 code for a protein of 148 amino acids. The transcript has 4 exons. Gene Ontology annotation, cellular component: extracellular matrix. The record is from RefSeq and is a predicted model, not a curated record.